AGAAGGGUGUACCCUUCUUCCGCGAAAACCUCGAGAACCGUGAGGACUGUUGCUUCGUUGCACCAAAGAGUGCAUCGACUUGCCAUGUUCCCUUCUCUUCUGCGCCGCUCAACUGCUGUGGGCUACAUUGCUCGUGCCAAAGCACAUGGCGCCCAGAGUUUGUUGGGACCUUUUCAGAGCACCGGCGAACGCUUUGAUCAUCUCCUGCGAGGGGUGGUUGAUGGGGUCUUUCUUUUACACCAGGCCGUUUCCAGCCAUGGCACCGCAGGCAUGGACUGCGUGAAGGUCGAAGAUGGCCAUGUUGAGUGUCAAAUUCCCAUCACGGAAGCCUUGCAAAACUCCUACGGCACUUUGCAUGGCGGCUGCACUGCCACCAUUGUGGACGUUCUGGGGACCAUGGCCUUGUUGACCAAGGACGCGACGCGGCCCGGCGUCAGCGUGGAGAUGAGCCAGAGCUUCUUGGCGCCUGCCAAGGGCGGCGAGGUGAUUGUGGCGCGUGGGGAGGUGGUGAAGUAUGGCCGGGCAUUGGGCUUUACUGAGGUGAGACUCUUCGAUGCCAAGGGCAAGCUCUUGGCCACGGGGAAACACACCAAAGCCUUUCCCAGCUGAGAGGAUGCAACUGCCUAAGAGGAGGACAAUGCUCGGCAAGUUCUUUGUUCAUUCCACCAUGGAGACUUGGAAUCGCUUCCUCAUCGCUUAGCCUUCAGCACUCCAAAGGACAAAAAGAAGCCACAGGCUGCCGC
Molecule: messenger RNA, 743 nt
Organism: Durusdinium trenchii
Lineage: Eukaryota; Dinophyceae; Suessiales; Symbiodiniaceae
Source: the annotation of a GenBank genome assembly